CGGCGAUUGGCCGACAGUAGAACGAUGCCCUCUCGCGCACCGCACGGUCGUGCUCUCGUAGUUUUCGGCGCCGUUCGCGUUUUCGUUCGCCCGUCGUGUUUACGUACAUCUCGCACCAAAACGCGAACACUUCUCCACCCCACGAAUAUAUAAUAAAGUCAUUUUAAUAUUGUUAUCGUUUUUGUUCAACGAAAAUCAACAAGAAUUGCGCAUAAAUCGUUUUAAAUAAUAUAUAAAUAUUAACUAUUAAGUACCUAAUAAUGAUAAUUAUUAGAUGAUAAUACACUCGUUGUUACAAAUAUGUUAGUGUUAAGUGAAUAAAUCUCUAAUACAAACGCAUCUGUGUUAUUAGUGUAAGUUUGACAAAUAUCUUAAGCUCUGUGGAAUAUUGGAUAUACCAGUCUGAAGACUUGGUAUAUGCAUCAAUUUGCCAAAGAAUAAACGGUUAUAAGCCUAAUGGUUAUAAUAUGUGUAUCUGAUAUAAAUGAUUCAAGCGCUGUACAAAAAGAGAAGGAAAUAAAGACAAACGGAAACAAGAGCUUGAUGGAUGAUAUUGUGUGUGCCACAAAAGUUACCUUACCAUCCAACUUAAGUUGUGAUAAUGCCUUGUCUUUAAGUACAGAAUGGUGUAAUGUCAUUGAUAAGGCUGAUCACUUUGCUGAAAUAGCAAGAAAUAAGAUUACCGGGGUGGUAGUUGGAGGAGGAGCUGGCUCCCUCUGCCAUUCCCGACAAUCAUCACCAUCGUUUGUAUUGCAUUUGCCCACCAUCCCCCUAAAUUGGUCUGUGAUAUCCAGCUCAACAUUUAGAUUUACUAGAGAUCCUCCGUCCCAUCAGCAAACACAGGAUUUGUAUGGUACGAUGGUAACUGCCAGUGACGUUGAUAGUUCUACAAGGGGGGGAACUGGAAAACGAACCUUGCUGGCUUGCUACUCUGGUGCUCACAUUAAAGAUGUUACUACUACUAUUAGUUUUAGGGUUAAGUCUAAUUGUUCAACAAGUGAUAAUGACAGUGAUGAUCAAAGCGCAAUGUACAAAACCAUUCCAUUUAAUAAACUUUAUGUUGAUCCGAUCGCACAGUACAAACGAAAUUGGGGUAUUUCCACUGUAUGUCGUUUAUUAGGAGGUGGUGAAACAACUCUGGCAUCUGGUAACGGUACAGCUACAGCUGGUUGGGGAAAUCCCGGCACUACACCAGUACCCGCAUCUGUCACUGGUACUUCAAACUGGAAUACAAGUCCACUUGUUGAUGGUCAAUCUCCACCAAAUGCUGUUUCUAAUGGCCCUUGGCAACAAAGCCCUCAGUCCUCUAGUACCAGCUCAAAUAAUACUAGUCAAACAUCUAAUAUAGGUAAUAAAGGACAAAGUUCAAACUCUGGAUCUUCAAGCAGCGGCAAUGGUACUAUAUCUACAUCACAGGCUACCAAUCAACAAAAUACUACAUCAUGGGCUCAGGCAGCUGGAAAAAAUCUACCUGCCUCGUCAGUACCUCAAGUUACUGGUAAUUCAUCAACAACAACUACUACAACUAGCACUACUUCUGGUGCAGUUUCUAAUCCUCAAUCUAGUAACUCACCUCCAACAAAUGGUGGGAAUGGAGCUACUAACUCUUCUACUAAACAACAAUUGGAACAAAUAAAUACAAUGCGAGAAGCUUUAUAUGCUCAAGAUGGAUGGGGUGGCCAACAUGUUAAUCAAGAUAGUCAGUGGGAUGUUCCGCAUAGUCCAGAACCUAAUACUAAAGACGGACCAUUAACAGGAUUAACUGGUGGACCUGGGUGGAGCAAGGUCAAUAAUGGUACAGACUUGUGGGAAGCAACUUUACGAAAUGGUGGACAACCUCCUAUACAAAUUCCAGUACAAAAUGCAUCUAAAACCCCUUGGGGACAUACUCCAGCAUCCAAUAUUGGUGGUACUUGGGGUGAAGAUGAUGAUGUAAGUAGUGUAAGUGGAGCAGAAGCCAAUACUGGUAACUGGGGCAUAAAUCCAACUACUACUAUGAACAAUCAGUGGGGUCAAGGACAACCUCCUCCACAAGGACCUGGUGGUCCAAUGUGGGGAGGGCCUCCUAAGAAAGACAUUGGACCUGAAGGUCAAUCCUGGAAUUCUGGCAAUGCUGCAUGGAAUGAUCUCAAUCGGCCACCAGGAUCUAUUGAUCAGGGUCCUCAUCGUCGAGAUAUUCUACCGAAUGGAAUUGUUGAUCAUAGCAGAGGAAUUGGUAGUGAUGCUCGUGGCGGUAUAAGUGGUCGUUUAAAUGGUACUUUGUCUGGCGGUGGUGCUGGUAUGGAACCUAUGUGGGGUGGACCUCCACCACAUCACAUGCAACAUCAUGUUCAACCUCCAUCUGUUGGACCACCACCUUCAGUUAUAGCUACACCAGGUGCAAAACUUGGACAAGGACCUGUGCCAGUAAUUAAUCAGUGGUCAGGUCCACCACCACCCAAAGAUUUAAAUCCUAUGAAUAACAACAACAAAGGAAAUGGAUGGGAAGAACCAUCACCCACAGAUCACAGGCGCAAUUUAUUAAAUUAUGAUGAUGGCACAUCUUUAUGGGGAAAUACUCAAACUAGGCCCAAUGUGCCUGGCGGUGGUUUAUUGAGCACUCAACACAAUAUGAGUAAACAUUGGGGUAAAGCUGAUAUGGCUGCUGCAGUGGCUGCUGCUGCUGGUAGAAAUAAUAAUGGUUCUGGUAAUAUGGGUAACCAAUGCCCUCCAGGUGUUCCACCAAAUAGGGCAGGUAUGCCACCUAGUAAAAUGGUUGAUCAACAACAAUUGUGGCCUGGAAAUCCAAGAAAUGGUACAUGGGGUGAUGUUGGUGGCGGAAGUCAACAUGAUUUGAAUGUUGCUGGUCCUUGGGGUGAAGAUAAAAUGGGGUUAAGUGGAAAUGCAGGUGGUCCUUGGCCCAAUUCUGAAUGGGGACCUGGUCCUAAAUCUAAAAAUUCAUGGGGUGAUUGUGGUAACAAUGAUAUGGAUCAAAGUUCUUGGGGACAGAAGAAUAUUGGACAAAAGAAUCAAAAUAAAGAUUAUAUAUGGCAAAGCAAAUCAUACAGAAUUCUUGCUGAAAUGGGAGUCAAGAAAGAAGAUGUUGAAGCAGUUACACGUUCUUAUAAUAUUAGUAUGGAAGAAGCAUUAGAGUUUUUAAUGUCUACUAGAGGUCCGGGUGGAGGAGGUUUAGAUUCAUGGAAUACACAUAGUGGUCGUGGCCAACACCCAGAUGAUCAAAAUCCAUUUGAUCGAUCUAAUAUUAAUCAACAACGAUUCAACUCACAACAACUACCGUUUGCUGUGCCAUCUAUUGGAAAUAAUUCUAACCAACAACAAGCCAUGCUUCAGAAAAUAUUAGCCCAACAGCAGCCACCUGCACAACAAAAUACAAUGCAACAACAAUAUUCCCAGGGUGGUGGUUCAAGGCAAAUGCAAAAUCAACCUACUGCACAGCAAUUACGAAUGCUAGUGCAACAAAUUCAAAUGGCUGUGCAAGCUGGAUAUUUAAAUCACCAAAUACUAAAUCAGCCAUUGGCACCACAGACAUUAAUUAUGCUUAAUCAGUUACUGCAACAGAUCAAAAUUUUGCAACAAAAUGUUCAAAUACAAGCAGCCGUUGCUAAUAAUCCCAAAUCUGGCCCUGCCAUGGUGACGGCUGCAAUUGCCAUCAAUAAAGCGCGGCAACAAAUAGCAUCACUACAAAAUCAAAUUGCUAACAAUCAAGCCAUGCAUAUGAAAGCACAAGCCCAUCAAAAUCAGUCCAACUUUUCUGGUUUAUCUGGUUUAAUGGGUGGACAGGUUGGUGAUUUCUUUAAAAAUGAUCCUUUAACACUCUUGCAAUCUGGUUUUUCCGAUUUAGCAAUGAAUAAAGAUUCUCAAAUAAGUGGACAAGGAUUCCAAACAAGUCAACAAUCAAGGUUAAACCAGUGGAAGUUGCCGAAUUUAGAUAAAGAUGAUUUAGGAAUGGGAAAUGAUUUUAGCAGAGCACCUGGAGCCAAUUCUAAAUCUACUCCUGGAAAUACUUCUCCUUCAUUCAAUACAUUACUCAGCCAAGGAGAUGGUACUUGGACUAAUGUUGGUGCUCGUUCUGAUAGUGGAUGGCCAGACAAUGCUGAAGACAAUAAAGAUAUUUGGCCAAACAAUGGAACAAAUUCUCAGUCUAAUUCUGCCUCAUCUGCAUUUGCUACUGAUCUUGUACCAGAAUUUGAACCAGGAAAACCGUGGAAGGGUAAUCAAAUGAAAAAUAUUGAAGAUGAUCCUACUAUCACACCUGGCUCAGUAGUGCGUAGUCCACUAUCAUUAGCAGCCACAAUCAAAGACUCAAACAAUUCAGACUUGUUCAACAGUGGUGGAAAGACUUCACCAACUAAUUCUCAAUCAACAGUUGAUAUGCCAUUAACACCUUUGUCUCUUUCAUCUUCAACGUGGAGUUUUAAUCCGCCUCCUUCAUCUACUCAAUCAUCAUUUACUAGUCCUCUAGGAAAAGUUAAUGGACCAAAAAACAAUUGGGCUGAUAAUAAUCCUGGAAAUGAUCUAUGGGGAGGUGUUUUAGGAUCUAGUGGUAAGUCUCGUGGACCACCACCUGGAUUGACUGGAGGUUCUACCAAAGCAGGGAAUGCACCUAAUAAUGGUUGGCCUCGAUGGCCUUCUAAUAAUACUUCAUCGUGGCAAUCAUCAUCUAAUAAUGUAGCUAGUACAUGGCUAUUGCUAAGGAACUUGACACAACAAAUUGAUGGAUCAACAUUAAAAACUCUUUGCAUUCAACAUGGACCAUUAUUGAAUUUCCAUAUGUACCUAAAUCAUGGAAUAGCAUUGGCCAAAUAUUCAACCAGAGAAGAGGCUAGCAAGGCUCAAGGAGCGUUGAACAAUUGUGUACUUGGCAAUACAACAAUAUUUGCUGAAUCACCUACAGAUGCUGAAGUACAAAUGCUACUUACACAUCUGAGUGGUGGUGGUGGCAAUACAAGUGGCAACAAUUCUGCUCAACAACAACAGCAGCAGCAGCAACAACAACAACCCAACUGGAAUAAUGGCCGGAAUGGAAAUAUCGGCAACUCUCAGGGCCAACAGGGUUCAGAUACUUGGGCCAAUAAUCAACUGUGGGGUGGCAACAACUCUGGACCUCCUGGUAAUACUUCCUCUCUUUGGGGGGCUGGAGCUGAUCAAAUUGAUCCACACCGCACCACUCCAUCAUCUUUAAAUUCUUUUAUGCCUGGCGAUCUUUUAGGUAGUGAAACAAUGUAAAGAUAAAUUCUUGUAUAUAUAUAUAUAUAUAGACACACAUAUAUAUAUAUUUAUACUUACAGUCCUGACUUUUAACUAAGUCCAAAUAUAACGUCAUUUUUAUAAUAAGGUCUUAGAACACCAUGAACACUUAAUCGACUUAUUUAUUAAGCUUAAAACAAAUCGAGCCAAGUUUAUAUUUUAGAUAAUAUUAUAUAAUUUUAUUCUGCUUGCCAUUCGACUCUGGGUAAUCGUUUUGGCAGCACACCUAUAAUUUUUUAAGACUUGAAUGUUUUUAUUUUAUUAAUUUAUAAUGUGAGUUCUUCUUUUUAUUUUUAAUUGUAUACUACCAAAGUAAAUAAGGAUUAAAAAUUAAUUUUAAUAUUUUAGUAGUUUUGUGACUUUAGACAUUAAGACGGUUACGGGGUGUUUUUAAUUUAUGAAUGAGGUUUUUAGUGAUUAAUUUUAUCAUGUUCACCAGCUACAAUAUUAUAUAUAAAUUUCUUCCUAUGUUUUUUUUUUUUAUUAUUAAAAAAUGAAUUAAAAUUUAUGAUUAUAAAUUGUUUUAGGAUAGUGUUAAACUUAUAGGUCUAAAAAUAUUAUGUAUAUUAUAUAUAUAUAAAUAUAUAUAUAUAUUUAAAGUAAAAGAUGAAAAGAAAAAAAAAGCAAAAAGAUUAUUGUCCAUGUUGUUAUUAUUGUUGUGUUUUAAAUUAGAUGGUUAAGUACAAAAAUAUCUUCCCUAUAAAUAUAAAAAAAAAAAUUGAUAAUAAUGUAUAUGCGCAUGUGUUUGUAUAUGGGCCUUCAUGUAUUUGAAUAGAUUGUUACUAGUACAAAAACAGUAUUUCGUGUUAAAGACUUAAGCGAUGACCAACCAUAAAAAAUUGUUGCCUAAUAUUUUUUUUUUUUUAGAUUUUAAUUUCUUAGAUUAUUUAAUGUUAGAAAAUUAUACAAUUUUACCUUUUUAGCAUUUAAUGAAUUGUUGGGCAUAUCUUUAUUUCAAAUUUAUUAAUAAUGAGUAAAUGAAUGAGUAAAAAUGAAAAAUAAAAAAAUUGAUAGACACAAUAUUCAGUAUAAAUUAAAUAUUCUAAAUCAAAUUUGGGGGAAAUAGCUUUCUUUUUUUCUUUUUUUGUGACUGCUUAAAUAUAAAUUAAGACUGAUUAUUUUAAAUAAAAUAUUCAUAUACACACAUACACAUACACAUACACAUACGCAUACUAAAUGUUGAGAUACAUUUUCGGUGAUCAUUUGUAAUUUUGAUUUUGUUUUAGCAAUGUGUUUAAGUCAGUUUAUUCUAAAUUCAAAUUAUGAAGACUUGAAAUAUAAUUUAUUGGAAAAUAAAAUUGUAAAAAAUAUAUAUAUUUAUGUUAUACAUACAAUAUUCCAAUAAAUAAUGUUUUUUUCAUGCACAAUAACAUGAUCUCUAAAUACAAUCAAUUUUGUUGCAAUACAAUAUAAAAUUUGUUAAAACGUUCAUUUAGCAAUAUUUUUUAAAAAUAAUUGAUUUAAAACAUUUUAUGUUGCAGAACAAAAAAAAAAUGUCAAUUAGUUCUUUAAAAUUUCCCUCCCCAUCCCCUUUGGAAAAUCACCAAUAAAAUUAGUUUAGCCGUAGAUCUCAAUAUCUGUUGGUUUAUUUUAUUAAAUAGUUUUUUUUUAAGUAUUAUAAAGUAUUGUGGGGUAAAUGUCUUUUUGGAGAAGUGACUUCCCAAAAGUACCAUUUUUAAAACACGUAUGUUGAUAAUUUUAAGACGAUCUAAAACCAAUACGCUUCAUGUGAUAAAUAAAAUUGUUAAAAGAUGCUUAUCCUUAUACUGUGAUCUAUGAAUAUAAAUUUUUUUUAUUAUUAUUUUUAUUAUUAUUAUUAUUAUUAUUAUUAUUAUUAUUAUUAUUAUUAUUUAAAUACAAUAUAAAUUAAUUUUCUUUCCGACUGACAAAUUUCAUCACCAGUUAAAAAUUUUUUGUUCUGUACUUCCAUAUAUAUAUAUUAUUUUUUCAAACGUGCCAUUAAACUACAAAUAAAUUAUUUUUACUUAAUUUUUUUGUCUUUAAAAAAAAUUUCUAAAAGUUGUUACACCAUUUAUUUGAUCUCCUUUUUAGUGUUCUAUUAUCUUACACUUUUCUGUAUUCUUAUUUUUUUGGCACAUCAAUAAUAUAUGCAUAUAAAUUAUUAUAAAUUAAUGUUCCAAAAAAUAAAAACUAAAAAACUAAAAAAAAAAAUAAAAAUAAUACAUGAAAACGGACAGUGAUACUCUCCCAAUUAUUAUUAAAUUUAAGAUUGAUUGUGUUCAGAAGGCAAGUAGAUAUGUCUUCCAUAGUUAUAAAUUUAAAUUUAAUUUAAAUAAAUAAGAAUCAUUAAUUGUUUUUUUUUUUUUGUGGGGGAAGGGUGGUGUGCUGCACUCUGCACUAGAAUUAAGUUUUAGAUAAUUUUUAAACACACGAAAAACAUCCGUAGAUAAAUUGUCUUUGCCAAGUAAAACCAAAAAGUAAUAUUAACUAUCCAUGUUUAUUUUGUUAUUAUUAUUAUUUUUAUUAUUAUUAUCAUUAUUAUUAUUAUUAUUAUUAUUAUUAUUAUUAUAUUAUGAUUAUAUAUAUAUAUAUUUUUUUUUUGCUAAAAAUUAAAACUUAAACUAAAUAACCAAAAUUGAAAGAAAAAAAUGUAAAAAAAUUAAUGUGUGGUUAAUUUUUAGUCAAUAGUUUUUUAAGCUAAAUAACAUUAUUUUUAAGAUAAUUUGUCACAUGUGUUAACUAUAUAUAAAUCGUCCUUCUAUUUUAUAGACUAUUUAUAAUUGAUAAUUAUUAUAAAAAAGUUAUUUUACAUAAUGGAAUCUUUUUCUAAGAUUAGAUGUAAGUUAAGGGUUUGUAUGAGAGUCGGGGUUGUGUCAGGGGUAUGUAGUAAUGAUAUAAUUAUAAUUUUGUGCUUUUGUCAGGGAGCAUUGUGAUCUUGUAUUACCAUGAAAAGUCAUAGUCAAAUAAUUAUUAAUGCAUUAUACUAAUAUAUAUAUAUUGUAUGUAUAUACAUAUAAAUAUAUGUAUAUUAAUAUUUCACUGCUCACUUAAUUUUGUGAUAUUAAUAAAAAAAAAUAAAAAAAAAAAAAAAAAACAAUUCACAUAAAAAAAUAAUCUAAGAAUAAUUAACACUCCUGGCAUUUUUUUGUUUGUCUAAACUAUUAAGCAAUAAUCACUUUUAUUAAGCGAUAUGUGUGUAUGGCCUAUGUGUAACAAAUACUAUAAACUUAAAAUGAAUUGCGACAACUUAUUAAAUCCCUACUUGUCCCUAAUCCCAAUCAUCUAAUCAUUUAUAUGAGUUAGAAAAACUAUUUUUCUCAGAAUUGAAUGCAUUAUACACCUUUACAUAUUGAAAUGUCGGCCCCAUAUGUGAUUUUAACUUAAACAUUCGUUUUGAUUUUGAUUGUAUAUUCGGGUAUUAUAUUUCCUACUGAAUUAGUCUGACCCGUAAUCAUUCGCAUACUCUUAGCCAUUUUUGAGUGCAUUCCUAAACAUUGUAGUCCUUUUUAAGCAAUACUCAUUUUGUCCAUUUGUUUUCUUUAGUUUUUAUUUUUAUAUAAUAUAUAUAUAUUAUAUUUAUAUGUAUAUAUAUAUAUAUAUAUGUAUUAUAUAGAUACAUAAUUUGAUGUUAUUGAUUAUUCUUUAGUUUAUUUACAAAGUUCCUUAUGGGUGAUUACCUCAGUAGAAUUUAAAAAUUCUCAUUUAAACUUUUUAAUUCAAUUCAAAUUGACCAUGUGUGUGUCAUGUGCAUUUUAUUGUAUUUUUGAAAACGACACAUAAAAAGAAUACAUAUUUAAAAAUUAUUACAUUUUUCAUAAUCAAAAAAAAAAAAAAUAAUAAUAAUAAUAAUAAAUUAAAUUAAAUAUGUAAAAUUAACAAUUUUCUUUAAAAAAAAAAUAAGAAGGGGGUUUUAUUGUGUUUCAUAUUUUAAGUUUUAUCCUUUUGUGUUAACUUUUCAUUACCUAUAUUUAUUCAUCAUUUUACCUAUUUGUUAUGUCGAAUUCAUAUCGAAACACAGAUUUGUGAUUAAAAAGUGCCACGAUGUUCAAUUAGUUAAAUAUUUAAAGAAUAAAACUAAUAAUAAAGUUAAAAUAAAAAAAAAAAACGAUUAAUAUUUAUGAAAAAGUUAAUUUUAAGUAAAGCGUUAUUUUAUUUUUAAUGUGAUCCUUAAAAUCGCAGAGCCUAUUGAUGGAUAAUGAUGUUUUUAUGAGACUGAUAAUGAAUAUUGAGAGUGUCUCUCGUGCCCAUGCGACUAGAAAUGUGUGUGUCUCUAGGCUCGUAGGAAGUAAAGUGCGGUUUUUUUUAAUCUAUAAACAAAUAAUUAUGUAAACGAUUAAAGGGUUUUUGUGUAUAGGUAUAUAAUUCAAUGUGUUUAUGCGUAUGCUAUUGGCCCCCAAAUCGUUGAGAGUGUUUUUCCAAACAUAAAAAUAAUUAUAAAUUAGGGAUUAGACUUUGUUGCGUAAUUUUGAGCUUGCAAUUUUUUCUCUUUAUUUUAGAUGACCGGGGGGCGGGGUAUUAGUAUUCUCAAAAUAUAUAAAUUCAUACUAGUUCAUAGUUGUAUUUGUAACCAUGUGAUUGAUAUCAUUAAUAAAACUUGUAAACUUUAA
Molecule: messenger RNA, 9815 nt
Organism: Aphis gossypii (cotton aphid)
Lineage: Eukaryota; Metazoa; Arthropoda; Insecta; Hemiptera; Aphididae
Gene: gw
Product: protein Gawky
Exons: 23
Coding region: 457-5226 (1589 amino acids)
Biological process (GO): miRNA-mediated gene silencing by inhibition of translation; positive regulation of nuclear-transcribed mRNA poly(A) tail shortening
Cellular component (GO): nucleoplasm; P-body
Molecular function (GO): RNA binding
Source: RefSeq, a predicted model, not a curated record